Cheilinus undulatus (humphead wrasse) is the source of this 791-nucleotide messenger RNA. Its product is annotated as serine/threonine-protein kinase PAK 2-like. Gene Ontology annotation, molecular function: protein serine/threonine kinase activity. The coding region runs from base 201 to 791 and encodes 196 amino acids. The record is from RefSeq and is a predicted model, not a curated record. The transcript has 5 exons. NCBI's taxonomy places the organism in Eukaryota, Metazoa, Chordata, Actinopteri, Labriformes, Labridae.
GGAGAAAGUUGUUGAAGUUGAGCUGGUGUGGAGCCUCCGGUAACACUUGCUACUUCCUCUCUUCUCUGCUGCCGUUGAAUCCUCCUGCAGCGCAUGAGCACAGCCGUGCUUCAUGCUGAUGUGAGCGCCGCCUCGCUCCUUCUUUGUUCGCCACCCUCUCCUUCCUCUCAGCCACGUGAGCCUCACCACUGCCUCCAGGGAUGUGUGAUAACGGAGAUCCCGAGGAUAAACCUCCCGCCCCCCCGGUCAGGAUGAGCAGCACCAUCUUCAGCACCGGCUGGGGAAAAGACUCGCUCUCAGCCAUUCACAGCUCCAAACCUCUGCUGUCUGUGCCCGAGGAGAGGAAACCUCGCAACAAGAUCAUCUCAAUCUUCUCCGGGGCAGAAAAAGGUGGUAGAAAGAAAGAUCGAGACAAAGAACGACCAGAGAUCUCGCCACCAUCAGACUUUGAACACACCAUACAUGUUGGCUUCGAUGCUGUCACAGGAGAGUUCACUGGAAUGCCGGAGCAAUGGGCUCGACUACUGCAGACCUCAAACAUCACCAAGUCUGAGCAGAAGAAGAACCCACAGGCUGUGCUUGACGUUCUCAAGUUCUGUGGCUCAACGGGCAAUGGCCGCCAGAAGUACCUCAGCUUCUCCUCUUCAGGUGAGAACUUCAAAUUGGGCAUUAAGAAAGCAUCCGCACGCGGUGCACGGAAAAAACAGGCCAGACUUCGAAUCUCUGUACUCCCUGCGCCUGAGCUGCGCGUAUCAGUCGUGCGAGUCACGGCGCUCAUGCUGGCAGUCUGA